UUAGUUUUUAAGCUGUUGCCGCAAUUAUUUAUCAGCAAACUAUGAGCUAUAUUACACUCAGGCUUGAAACCACGACACUAGUUGUAGUUCUUUGUCAAUGAACGUCACUCAUUGUCAUUGUCAUUGAUUGAGGUAGUAGUAGACGUGGUCGCAACCGGAGGAAGAGUAACACUUUACAGUGAACCAUGGAGGAAAGAUGCUGGUGAUAGGUGUGGAUGUGGGAGGCACAAACACAGAUGCUGUGUGUUUGAGAGGAAUCGAUGUUGUCGCAUCGAGGAAAGUACCAACGACGGAGAAUGUGACUUCAGGAUUGAAACAGGCUCUGGCUGAGAUUCUAAGAGAUGUUGAGGACUCUCUGGGUCCAGAUGCUUUGAUUAGUCGUGUGAACAUCGGAACUACACACUUUGUCAACGCAGUCAUCCAGAGGAAAGGUCUGACCCCAGUGGCUGUUAUCAGACUCUGUGGCACAGCGUCUCUCAUGAUGGAACCAUUCAUUGAUUUUCCAGAAGAUCUUAAACAGAUUUUGUGUGCCUCAACUCAUCUUGUGAACGGCGGCUAUCAAUUCAAUGGAGAGGAGAUAACGCCAUUGGAUGAGGACGAGCUGAUUGGCUGUAUUCAAACUCUAAGAGCCAAUGGCAUCAAUAAUGUGGUUGUGAGUGGCAUCUUCUCAUCUGUCAACCCUGCCCAAGAAAUCAGGGUCGGAGAGCUUCUGCACGCCCAUCAUCCCUCAGUGAGUGUCACUCUCUCACACACAGUGGGUCAUCUCAGCAUCUUAGAGCGAGAGAAUGCAUCCGUUCUAAACGAGUGUCUUAAGACGCUGUGUGCAAGGACCGUGACAAUGUUUGCUAGCACCUUGGAGGAGCUUGGACUGACGUGUCCCUUCUAUCUGACCCAGAAUGAUGGUACCGUCCUCAGCUGGGAACAAGCCCUAAGAUACCCCACCCUGUCCUUCUCGUCAGGACCAACUAACAGCAUGAGAGGUGCUGCAAGACUAUCAGGCAUUGAGAAUGGUAUAGUGGUGGAUAUCGGUGGGACCUCGUCUGAUGCUGGCUACCUCCAGGGUGGCUUCCCCAAGGAGGCGUCGACCAAAGUCAAAGUGGGAGGAGUCAAUACCAACUUCCAGAUGCCAGACGUCAUCUGCAAGGGACUGGGCGGAGGGUCUCGUAUCAGAUACAAGGAAGAGAAGGGACAAAUUAUCUCUCUGACCAUUGGUCCAGACAGUGUAGGCUACCUGCUCAACAAGGAGUCCAGAGUCUUUGGUGGUGCUACGUUGACCAGCAGUGACAUUGCAGUGGCCGCUGGAUUGACCUCCUUUGGUGACCCAGGUCAAGUAGCUGACCUCCCCGAUGACCUGAUAAACAAAGCUGUGGAUAAGAUUCAUGAGAUUCUUGAAGAUCUGAUAGACCAGGUCAAGCUGAGCCCGGAUGAUGUACCUGUGAUCAUAGUUGGUGGUGGCAGUGUUCUUGUAGAUGAGAAGCGUCAAAUAAAAGGAGUCUCUAGGAUUAUCAAACCACCUCAUUAUCAGGUAGCAAAUGCUGUAGGGGCAGCCUUGAGUCAAGUGAGCGGAGUGAGAGACACAGUGGUCAGUCUCGAUCAAACUACCAGAGAAGCGGCUUUAGAGGGGGCUAAGCAGCAAGCCACACUGGUUGCAAUUGAGCACGGUGCUCAGCCGGACUCUGUGAAGAUAACCCAGGUGACCGUGACACCCUUAGCAUACUUACCCGGUAGCGCAGUACGCAUCAAGGUCAAAGCAGUUGGGGAUCUAAUGACAGGCAUAGAGUCAUCUGGGAAGAUGACAGAUACCGCGUCACUAGUUAAUGCAUCUGAGUCCCUCAAGAAGAUACUAGACACUAACAGCAAGGCUGCUACUCCUAAAGAUGCAACAAUCAAGCAAGCAGCCAGUUCAGUCGUACCAAGUCCCUCCUCACCAGCACCUUCCAGUAAACUGCCUGAACCCAACGUUGAUCCUAUCACCGGUGAAUGGUUGCUCUCUGAAUACGAUGUGGAAUGCAUUGCCAUAGGGGCAGGGAUCUUAGGGUGCGGCGGGGGUGGCAGCCCCAACCUGGGACGCCUCAAUGCCCUGAAGAUACUGAAAGAAGGGAAGAAGAUUCGGGUUAUAGCUCCCACCAGGAUCGGUAGUACCCCAGCCCUGACAGGCUUGGUGAGUCCUGUAGGCUUCAUGGGAGCUCCUGGCAUCAUGAUAGAAAAACUAGAGAGAGGGACCGAGUAUACAGAUGCAGUAGAAUGCCAGCGCCAAGUCCUUCAAGCUGGAUAUAUGGAUCAAAUUCCAGACAAAAUAGAUGGUGUUGAGGUUAUGAGAGACAAUGGCGUGGUAUAUGUUGAUGACUACCCUAUUGAGACUAGUAGUGCAGGCAGCAGGCCAACUACCGUCUCUAACGUGGUCGCUGUGAUGAGUUGUGAGAUUGGUGGUACCAAUGCCAUGGUGCCGUUUACGGUGGCUGCCAAGUUGGACUUGCCGGUUGUGGAUUGUGACGGCAUGGGGAGAGCUUUUCCAGAGCUUCAGAUGUUUGUCCCCGCCAUCUUCAACCAUCCAUUAUACCCUUGUGUCUUAACGGACGAGAAGAGACGGAGAGCCGUCACCUUCAGAGCAGAGACAAGCAAAGAUUUAGAGAACCACUUCAGGAGAGUUGUUGGAGAGAUGGGAUGCCAAGGAGCAUUAGCCUUAUCUCCUUUAAGCCGAGAUGCAGUCCUGAGUCACACUGUUCUUCACUCAGUGAGCCGUGCAUGCCAGCUCGGUCAAGCCGUACUGCGGGCCAAGAGGGACAAGACGUCACCGAUUGACGCCAUCUUGAAACAUGAGAAUGGAGUCCUGCUCAUCACUGGAAAGAUUGUGGAUGUUUCGACUGCGAUAACUGGGGGUUUCUCAAGAGGACAGCUAAGGGUUGAAGGAACCGGAGAGAGUAAAGGACAAGAGUUGCAGGUGGACUUUCAGAACGAGAACUUGGUGGCAAGAAGAAUGGACAACGGAGAUCAUGAGGUCCUAGCAACGACCCCUGACCUCAUCACCAUUGUAGAUGCAGAUUCUGGCCAGCCAAUCAGCACUGAGGAGCUUCGCUUUGGUCUUCACGUUGCCGUCUUGGUCCUGGCUUCAUCCCCACUGCUACGAACGCAGAGGGCCUUAGAAGUAGUUGGCCCUCAUGCGUUUGGUUAUGAUCUUGAGUUUAAGCCAGUUGCUGAAUAUACGUCUCAUCAUCCAAUUCCUCUUUAAGUUUUUUUCAAGUCACAAAUUUGUUUGUACAAAAUGGCAGACCAUGCUAUAUUUUACAAAGCUACAGGAAAAUCACACUUUUUCGAGGGACAUUUGUGUGAAACAAUACGUUCUAAUAGAUGUUAGAUUUCGAUUGGCCUCUACCUACCGGGCAAUCUCAGUGGUCUAAAUGGUAAGACACUGCUCUAGGAUUUGAACUGCCUCUAGCUUCCUGG
Asterias rubens (European starfish) is the source of this 3444-nucleotide messenger RNA. RefSeq lists its product as uncharacterized. Bases 197 to 3229 code for a protein of 1010 amino acids. Gene Ontology annotation, molecular function: 5-oxoprolinase (ATP-hydrolyzing) activity. The transcript has 19 exons. Lineage: Eukaryota; Metazoa; Echinodermata; Asteroidea; Forcipulatida; Asteriidae. The record is from RefSeq and is a predicted model, not a curated record. Gene Ontology annotation, biological process: glutathione metabolic process. Gene Ontology annotation, cellular component: cytosol.